Molecule: messenger RNA, 2299 nt
Organism: Dioscorea cayenensis subsp. rotundata (Guinea yam)
Lineage: Eukaryota; Viridiplantae; Streptophyta; Magnoliopsida; Dioscoreales; Dioscoreaceae
Product: BEL1-like homeodomain protein 4
Exons: 4
Coding region: 180-1994 (604 amino acids)
Biological process (GO): regulation of transcription by RNA polymerase II
Molecular function (GO): DNA-binding transcription factor activity, RNA polymerase II-specific; RNA polymerase II cis-regulatory region sequence-specific DNA binding
Source: RefSeq, a predicted model, not a curated record
ACACCAACCUCCAUUUUUUAUAGAAGAGAAGAAACAAAGAGAUAAGAUGAGAGAAGAGAGAUGAGAAUAUUGAAGAUGAUGGUGAGAUAGGAGGGAGUUGAAAGCAUCAGUAGUAGUACUACUGCUUGUACUAUACUAAAGAGGAGGCUAAUUUUGUAGUCCAUCUGAUCAUCAAUUCUAUGUCCCAAAGUUAUCAGCAUGGCAUCCUUAGCAACUUCUCCGAUGAGUAUGCUCGGAGAGACAAACUAAGGGUGCAGCAAGGAUUCAAUCAUAUUCCUAAUCUACUUGUUCCAGUACUACAAGCAGGCCAAGAUCAGGACCAACAAAUUCAAAACAUAUACGAGUCACCGCCACCGCCAUCCGGCGCCGGCAACAUGCUAUCGGAGAUGUUCAACUAUUCAUCAUCAGCUGCCAGUGAUGUACUUCUUGCCAGCCAAGUUCCUGUGAGCUUCAGACAGAGGCCAACCGGUAACAAUAUCGGCAGUUUCUCCGGUGUUGGUGUUGGUGGUGGUGGUGGUGGUGAAAAUUGGUAUGGUAUCAUGAACAGCGGAAGUGGCCUCAACUCAAUUGAUGAACAACCUACACAACAUGUAUUUUUUAUGAAAGGUUCACCUCCUAGUGCUCAUGAUCAUCUCCACAACCAUGAGAGCUCUACUUUUCCGAUGGUUUCGUUCGGCGAAGCAUCGUAUAGCAGUGGUGGAGUAGUGGAAGGUCAGGGUUUAUCCUUAUCAUUGGCUGGUGAUAAUCACCGAGGUCCGAUUGGUUUGAUGAACGUGCUUAGAGGAUCAAAGUUUGUGAGACCUACAAAAGAGCUGCUUGAAGAGUUUUGUAGUGUGGGAAGAGGCAAGCUUAAGAGUAGUGGAAGAAACAGAGUUGGUCAUGGCUCUAUCUCAAACCCUAACCCUAACCCUAACCCUAAUUCCAGUGCUUGUUCUUCUUCUUCUUCAAAGGAUGUUGUUGUUCCUCCCUUGUCUCCUGCUGACAGGUUUGAACACCAGAGGAAGAAGGCCAAGCUACUCUCCAUGCUUGAUGAGGUGGACAGGAGAUACAAUCACUACUGUGACCAAAUGCAAAUGGUAGUGAACUCUUUUGAUGCAGUGAUGGGCUAUGGUUCAGCAACACCAUACACUGCACUAGCUCAAAAGGCGAUGUCGAGGCAUUUCAGGUGUCUCAAAGACGCGGUGUCGGCACAAUUGAAGCAGAUAUGUGAGUUCCUCGGCGAUAAAUCAGCGGGCGGUGGUGGUUCCGGCAUCACUAAAGGAGAGACACCACGGCUUAAGCUUCUUGAUCAAAACCUUAGACGGCAGAGAGCUUUUCACCAUUUGGGCAUGAUGGAACAAGAAGCCUGGAGACCUCAGAGAGGAUUGCCUGAACGUUCUGUCAAUGUCUUGAGAGCUUGGCUUUUUGAACACUUCCUCCAUCCGUACCCAAGUGAUGCAGACAAGCACUUGUUGGCUAGGCAGACAGGCUUAUCAAGAAAUCAGGUAUCAAACUGGUUCAUAAACGCAAGAGUUAGAUUAUGGAAACCAAUGGUGGAGGAGAUGUAUCAACAUGAGGCCAAGGAUCAUGAGGAGUGUGAUGAUAAGGAGAGGAGCAUUGAAGAAAGGCAACAAAGAGCACAAUCACCAACACAGCAUCAUCAUCAACAACAACAUAACACUGAGAAGCCUGAAACCAAUGCAUUAGAAAGUGACAUCUCCUCCCACUCUCAGGGACCAACGUCCAUUUCCUUUCACCAACACCACCACCACGGCCACCACGGCCACCACCACCGGUCUAGCUCAGACGAUGCAAUACUUGCCACCUCUGAGCUUGACGUGCAUGGAGUUCCCGGCGAUGACAUGUUUCGCUUAGCUGCCGUGUAUGGUGGUGUUGCUAAUGCACUUGUCGCCGGAGAUGUGUCACUCACUCUCGGCCUCCGCCAUGCCGGGAAUGGUUCCUCAGCAAAGCCGGAGAAUAACCGGCCGUUUGCUCUCAGGGAUUGUGGAGGUUAGCUAGCUAGUUGGUUUGAACAAAGAGAUCUAAAGAAACCAAAAUUCAAAAGAAAAUCCACAAAGAAGAGCAAAUUCAAAGAUAGAUCUCUUUUUUUAACCAAUUCAUCCUUCUUUACUUUCAUAUUUUUAUGCCAUUGUUUGUCAAUGAUCAUAGACAUAUAUAGGAAUGUGAAAUAGCUAGUUUCUUGUUCAUCCGCCUUAUUUACAAUGUAAAUUGUUAGAAAACAUGCAUAUUUGUUGUGAAGGGAUGGGAUGGGAUUGAAACAAUAGCUUUGAUUAAUUUCCAUGGAGACAUUGCUACUGAA